AUGUUGUGUUUAAAUCUGAUCGACAAGCAUAAGGUUCAAAACAUACACAUUGCAACAGCUACAAUGGAUAUUGAUAUUAAUAAGCAACAUGAUCAAAUAACUAUUUUUGAACGUCCAAAACAAAUUAAUAAAGAAUUGAAACAGAAAGCAGAUAAUAAUAAUAAUAUUUAUUAUGAUAUUAAUAAUUAUCAACAAGUUUAUGAAAAAAAUGCUGCACAAGAAAAUGCAAGUAGUGAUCUUGUUUGA
Molecule: messenger RNA, 246 nt
Organism: Rotaria sp. Silwood1
Lineage: Eukaryota; Metazoa; Rotifera; Eurotatoria; Philodinida; Philodinidae
Source: the annotation of a GenBank genome assembly